Molecule: messenger RNA, 1350 nt
Organism: Mesorhabditis belari
Lineage: Eukaryota; Metazoa; Nematoda; Chromadorea; Rhabditida; Rhabditidae
Source: the annotation of a GenBank genome assembly
AUGAUCACCAUCAUUCGCCCGUAUGAGCCACCGCCAGAUUAUCCGUUCGACGACGAAACGAGCAACGAAAACGAGGAAAAACGAGGCGAUUCAUCGAACGUUUCAAAGGAAACCUCGAUUCUUACCUCAAAAUUUCCCAAGAGAACCGAUGGGAAUGAGAUGCUGAGAACAAGACAAUAUCCGGAGGUAGCCGGACUUUAUUGUGGCGAUGAGAAAGUUCCAGCUCUCAGGAGAUUCACUAGGUAUAAUCAGUCGAUGAGUCAACGUGAACACCCCUCAAACACAAUUCCCGUUCAAUCAUUCACUUCUAAUGGAAGUUGCACAAAAUCUUUCACAAAGAAAUCGCAUUUUAACUUUGGAAAUUGGACUUUCCGGGAGAAGAAACAGAGUCGACCGGGUUUGCCAAUCGAAAUGCAACCAAAAAGAUAUGAACGUCCAGCCUCGAAAGACCAAAAGAAGAGACACAAGAAUACAGCUGUAGAAUUCCGAUUCGUGUGGAACGAGUGCCAUUGCAAGAAAGCGUUCGCUCGACAAAUAAUCGUGUCUUUUUUUCGAAGUCAACCCCCGCCUCAACAAAAAGUUUUAAACUAUUCGCCUGAACGGAAUCAAUCAAUCCUAGAACGGAAUCAACCCUAUCAAACACCAAAGUUUAAAUCAGAAACAUCUCUUGAAAAAGCAGCUACUCUUCAACAGGAAAAUGAUUCAUUAUGUGUAAAUUUGGGUGAACAUCGAAUUAGUAAGAAAAGGAAUCGACGAAGAGACAAAACUCGAGAUGCUUGGAGGAGUAAAGAAGUGACGAAUUGGAGUCUCGAUGAUAUUCUCGUUUGGUUGCAAGCAAUUCGAUUAGAUGAAGUGGCCUCACUUUUUGUUGGAUAUGAUUUAAAAGGACCUGAUCUCAAUCAAUGGGAUCAUCAAAUCCUCACUCAACUUGGCGUAAACGAUUCAAGAAUUCGCUCAAAGAUUCUCACAGAACUGGAAAUUGUGAGAAAAGGGGGACCAUUGAAAGAUGUGCGAAACACUGAGUUUGAUCAGGUAUUAGCAUUUGAGACAGCUCUAACCCCAAGAGAUCUCUCUGUAACUGGCGGUAGAAUGGGAUGUCUUCAAGUAACGAAAGUUGACGGAUCGUGUCUUCCAUUUAAAGAAAAUGAUUGUCUUCUUGAGAUCAAUGGUGUGUCGGGGGAACAUUUUAAAUCAGCGUUGAUGCUCACAAAAUUCAUCAGUGAUGCUGAUGGGCAACCGAUUCGUUUUGUGAUUUUGAGAAGAAAAGAAAAAGAAGACGAUUCGACUAGCCAGACGGACUCCUCAUCCGGGAUUUCCUCAUCUCCUCUUACUCCCGUCGAAAAUGUCGUG